Molecule: messenger RNA, 3238 nt
Organism: Cottoperca gobio
Lineage: Eukaryota; Metazoa; Chordata; Actinopteri; Perciformes; Bovichtidae
Gene: bace2
Product: beta-secretase 2
Exons: 9
Coding region: 290-1807 (505 amino acids)
Biological process (GO): amyloid-beta metabolic process; membrane protein ectodomain proteolysis
Cellular component (GO): trans-Golgi network; plasma membrane; endosome
Molecular function (GO): aspartic-type endopeptidase activity
Source: RefSeq, a predicted model, not a curated record
GUAACGUUUCAUACUUUGGCUAGCUUGACACAGUUGAAGGAGGAGUGUAACUUAUGGAGGCGAAACAUCUCGAAAAGAAGUACAUCGACUGCGGCUAAACAUUUAAAAGUGUCAGUUACAUUGUGUUACCAUGUUUAGCUUCUUUUUCACGGCGAAGAGGUAACGUUUCCAUGAUGGCGGUUACCGCGGUUGAGGCGUUUUCAUGAUGUAAACUUGAGGAGCAAACUUUGAGCAAGGAGCCGUUUCCCCCAAACGUUCCCGGUUAGCGCGAGACAAACGACCACCAACCAUGGCAUACACUACUUCUGUUUCGGUAUUUGCUUUUUGUUUAUAUUUCUGCGUGUGCGACUGUUACUUUGCUAUCCCACUCAAAAUAUACACCGGGAGGUACAACGUCUCCUCGGGCGUGAAUGUGACCCGACAAGUCGCCCUGACGUCGGAUGGAAACGGCCUCUCGUUGGCCUCUGACCCAACCGGCACCGUGAACUUUCUGGACAUGGUGAAUAACUUGGAAGGGGACUCUGGAAGAGGCUACUACAUAGAAAUGUCCAUUGGUACUCCUGGUCAAAAGAUGAACAUCCUGGUGGAUACGGGCAGCAGUAACUUUGCCGUGGCUGCGGCUUCACACCCAUUCAUUACUCACUUCUUCAACACUGCGCUCUCCAGUACCUACCAGUCAGUUGGCCGGACUGUGGCCGUCAGGUACACGCAGGGCAACUGGGAAGGUGAACUGGGCAUUGACCGAGUCUCCAUCCCCAAAGGCCCAAAUGGGUCAGUCCCCAUCAAUAUAGCUGCCAUCCUGUCAUCUGAAGGCUUCUUCCUCCCUGGGAUCAACUGGCAGGGCAUCCUGGGACUGGCUUAUCCCAUGCUGGCACGGCCCGACUCUUCCGUGGAGCCCUUCUUCAACUCUUUGGUGCAACAGCUGGGGAUUCCUGACAUCUUUUCCCUCCAGAUGUGCGGUGCUGGACUGUCAGCCAGCAACACAGCGGACCCCGCAGGAGGCAGUCUUAUCAUGGGAGGGGUUGAACCAACUCUGUAUCAGGGGUCCAUGUGGUACACCCCUAUAGUAGAGGAAUGGUACUACCAAGUGGAGGUUUUGAAGCUGGAGGUUGGCGAUCAGAAUCUGGACCUGGACUGCAGAGAGUAUAACAUGGAUAAAGCUAUAGUUGACAGUGGGACGACACUGCUGCGUCUUCCUGUCAACGUCUUCAAUGCGGUGGUAGAUGCCAUCACACGCAGCUCUCUGAUCCAGGAAUUUUCUUCAGGUUUCUGGGAUGGCAGCAAGCUUGCAUGCUGGAUGAAGGGAGAGACCCCCUGGAGGUUUUUCCCCAAGCUGUCCAUCUACCUAAGGGCCACGAACACCAGCCAGUCCUUCCGCAUCACCAUCCUGCCUCAGCUGUACAUCCAGCCAAUCACAGACGUGGACGGCACGCUGGACUGCUUCCGCUUCGGAUUGUCUUCGUCAGCGAACGGCCUGGUGAUCGGUGCUACUGUUAUGGAAGGCUUCUACGUGGUGUUUGACCGCGCACAGCGGAGACUGGGCUUCGCACUCAGCAACUGUGCAGUGAGCGGUGGAGUGGCUCUUUCAGAGAUCGCAGGGCCCUUCUCAGCAGCAGAUGUGGCAGCCAACUGCUCUGCCGGGGUGCUGAAGGAGCCUCUUCUGUGGGUGAUCUCCUACGCCCUGAUGGCGGUCUGCGCUGUGAUCCUCAUCGUCCUGUUGCUCCUGCUGGUGCUGCCCUGCCGGUGCAGAAACCGCUCCGGGGAGAUAACGGACGAGUCCUCUCUAGUCCGGCACCGCAUCAAGUGACUGGAGAGGCAAAGGGCGGGCGGACAGGGUGACCGUGCAGAGCAGCAGCGAGCAGACCCAAUCCACAGCGGUGGAGAAAGGGGCCGAACUGUGACACUCGCCACCGAAUGUCUGACUGAUUCUACACUGCGCUCAUCAGCUUGGCCCCUGGACGUAGACACAGACAGGUCAACUGCCUCUUGACGGGAAAAAUACACCCCCCAAAAACCCUUCUCAAAAACAGCUGUUGGUGAUGCAGCGAUGGCUCCAAUUUCUUGCUUGGUGGCGGCUCUUUCUUAUUCUCACUGAUAAUUGAUCACACCGUGUCAUAUGUGAACACAUCCAGCAUGGAAGCAGGAAACACCAGAUGCAUUCUCUCCACUGACCGUAGCGUUAAAGGUUCGUGUCAUUUAGCUACAGAGGAGUGUUUACUCAGAGGUGUGACUCGUAUGCUCAUACACAGACUUAAUUCAAGUUCAAACUUUUUAUUCUUUAGGGCUGUUAAAAGGUAUUCUGGGAAAUGUAGGACAUCAAACCAGCAAUGACAGUUUGAUAAUAGUUGAGGGUGAAUUUCUUCAUGAAAGACGAUCACAGGACAGCGAGGACAAACGGUACACGCUCAACAACCAUCGACGCAUUCUCCAAACAACUUAAAAGUUACCGAUUUUAUCUCCAGGCAAACUGCAAUUAAUAACAAACUUAGUAACUUAUUAAUUCCUGAUCAGUGAAGGAAUGUUUCUUGUGCUUUCUUAUAUUUUGAAGUGACGCUCCAGUCCUCGAUGGAGAGCAACGAAAGUUAAGGAGAAAAGCUGCUCAAACAAUCACUGAGGUUACACACGUUUACAGUGCCUGUAGUGCCUUUAAGUCUCUCUGCGAAUGCAAACUGAUGUAUCCGCAGUUUGAGACUUAAUCUGCUGAAUUGCACUUUCUAAAGUAGAUCAAACGUGUAUUAUAAACUGAAGAUCAAUACGUCUUGAUCUGUUAUGCAAUUUGUUGUAUUAAUGUGAUUUUACUAACUCUGUAUAUUUAAAUCUCUUUGAAUGUGAUUGUUUUGUUCCAAAUCUUUGCUUUUUAGACUCUAGAUUUUCAAGGGGAUGUAUUUAUACUGCACAUUUUAUACAAACACUAAAACCUGUUGGGCUACACUUAGCAAUAAAAACUUUACACUUCUAAAAGCUUCAUGUGUAAAAGUCAAAGACGAAACGUCGAGCAUCAUACACUUGAAUCUUUGUGGAGUUUUCUGUGCCAAAAUAAAACUGUUCGCAUGUUGCAAAUAAAAGAACAUGUGACCAAAUCAAAAAUGUAAUGUAAUGCAUUUUAAAUGAAUAAAGAUGUGUCUUCGUGUGAGGUGUUAAAUCAAGAACAGUCGCAUCUUUUGGGAGUCAGUGGGAACAAGGGGGACAUCUUGUGUUGACACAUGGUAUCUUCAUUUACUGCCAAGGAACAUUUCAA